AAACUCCCGACCUGGCCUUGUAAAGCCGGCACUUUUAGAUAAUGGCCAUGAUUUUCACGAGGAAAACGCUAAAGCUGCUCAAUUACCGCCUGAAAUGCCUGACUCUAGCCAGUUCCGGUGGAAAGAGACGUAUCCAGAGCAGCUCCAAUGGAGAAGCGCCCUCCGUGGAGGUGAACUUCAGCAAUGGACGUAACAUGACCUUCAGUUCCGGCCGCCUGGCGAGAUUCGCCAAUGGAACGGCCGUCUGCCAGAUGGGCGACACCGCCGUCAUGGUCACGGCGGUGGCCAAGGCGAAGCCCAACCCCGGCCAGGGCUUCAUGCCGCUGGUGGUGGACUACCGGCUGAAGAACGCCGCCUCCGGCAGGAUACCCAUGAACUUUAUGCGCCGCGAACUGGGUCCCUCGGAGAAGGAGAUCCUCUCGGCCCGCCUGAUUGACCGCUCGCUGCGCCCGCUCUUCCACAAGGACUACCGCACGGAGACGCAGCUGGUGUGCAACAUGCUGGCCAUGGACGCGGUGCACAGCCCCGAUGUGCUGGCCAUCAAUGCCGCCUCCAUGGCGCUGUCCCUGAGCGAUAUUCCCUGGAACGGACCCAUCGGAGCAGUGCGCGUUGGCCUCUGCGACGGCGAGGUGCUGAUCAACCCCACGCGCCGCGAGCUGCAGUCCUCGCAGCUCGAUCUCGUGGUCUCGGCCACCAAACAGAACCUGGUGGUCAUGCUGGAGGGCAGGGGCAACGUGGUGCUGCAGCAGGACCUGCUCAAGGCCAUCAAGCAGGGCACCCGGGAGGCCCAGUUCAUCAUCCACGAGAUCGAGCGGCUGCAGAAGGCCUACGGCAGGCAAAAGCGCGAAGUGGAAUCCUCGGACGAACCCGAUCCUGAACUGGAGCAGGCUGUGAGGAGCAUGUGUGAGAUGCGGCUGCGGGAGAUCUUCCAGGAUGCGCAGCACGACAAGAUCUCGCGCGACACGGCGGUGAAUGAGGUGCGCUCGAAUGUGAUUGACAAGGUGUGGAGUUCCUUUCCGGACACGGAACCCUCGCAGAUCGGCGAGCUGUUCAACCAGGCCAGUAGGAGCAUCUUCCGGGAGCUGAUCUUCGAGCGGGGACUGCGCUGCGAUGGAAGGGAUUACGACCAGCUGAGGAACAUCUCCUGCCAGGUGGACAUGUACAGGCCGCUCCACGGAUCCGCUUUGUUCCAGCGCGGCCAGACGCAGGUCUUCUGCACGGUCAGCCUGGAUUCGCCGGAGAGCGCGAUGAAACUGGAUUCGCUGGCCGCCUUGGAAAGCGGCGGCCUGAAGGCCAAGAACUUCAUGCUGCACUACGAGUUUCCCCCAUAUGCCACCGGGGAAGUGGGUAGGAUUGGGCCAGUGGGUCGGAGAGAACUAGGCCACGGCGCUUUGGCCGAGCGAUCCCUGCUGCCCACCCUGCCCAACGACUAUCCCUUCACCGUGCGCCUCACCUCCGAGGUGCUGGAGUCCAACGGGAGCAGCAGCAUGGCCAGCGUUUGUGGCGGCUCCCUUGCUUUAAUGGACGCCGGCGUGCCGGUGAGUGCUCCUGCUGCCGGCGUGGCCAUCGGCCUGGUCACCAAGUUCGAGAACGAGGACACCAAGCACCUGCAGGACUACCGCAUCCUCACCGACAUCCUGGGCAUCGAGGACUACAUGGGCGACAUGGACAUGAAGGUGGCGGGCACCAGGAAGGGCUUCACCGCCAUCCAGGCGGACUUAAAGAUUCCUGGAAUCCCACUGAAAGUGGUCAUGGAAUCGCUGCAAAAGGCCACGGAUGCAAAGUCAAAGAUUCUGGACAUCAUGGGCGAGGCCAUCAGGGAGCCAAGGAAAUACCCCAAAGACAGCUGGCCCGUGAGCGAAACCCUGACGGUGGAGCCACAGCAGCGGGCGCAGUUGAUCGGUCCCAGUGGCCUGCACAUGAAAAGGAUCUAUUUAGAAACGGGCACCUCGCUCACCGCCGCCGACGAGACCCACUUCAAUGUGUUCGCUCCUUCGCAGGCCGCCAUGGACGAGGCCAAGGAGCUGAUCGAGGGCUACAUGGUCAGGGAACGAGUGCCGGACCUCGAGUUCGGCGGAAUCUACACUGCCAAAAUCACGGAGCUGCGGGACACCGGGGUGAUGGUCAUCCUGUAUCCCAGCAUGCCGCCCGCCCUGCUGCACAAUUCGCAGCUGGACCAGCGCAAGAUAGCCCAUCCUUCGGCUUUGAAUUUGGAGGUGGGUCAGGAGAUCCAGGUCAAGUACUUCGGGCGCGAUCCCGUCUCCGGCUUCAUGCGCCUCUCGCGAAAGGUUCUCCAGGGACCCGCCGUCGCGAUUCCCCGUUCGCUUAACAAAUCCGCCGGGGAAAGCGGAACGUGAGAGGAUCAGGAUAAACUAUGUACAGUUCUCGGUUGUUAUGUUCUUCCCCGCCGGAAGACACACUUUCAAAUCAUGCAACUUUAUUGUAGGCUAAAAAAUUUCGUGUUUAAAACUUGUACGUGUAUAAAAAAUAUUGAUGAAGA
Messenger RNA from Drosophila takahashii, 2500 nucleotides. It is a transcript of the gene PNPase, whose product is annotated as polyribonucleotide nucleotidyltransferase 1. Gene Ontology annotation, molecular function: 3'-5'-RNA exonuclease activity; RNA binding; polyribonucleotide nucleotidyltransferase activity. Gene Ontology annotation, biological process: mitochondrial mRNA catabolic process; mitochondrial RNA 3'-end processing. The record is from RefSeq and is a predicted model, not a curated record. Gene Ontology annotation, cellular component: mitochondrion; cytosol. NCBI's taxonomy places the organism in Eukaryota, Metazoa, Arthropoda, Insecta, Diptera, Drosophilidae.